AUGAGGCCUUUAACACACGAAGAAACAAAGACUUUUUUUGAGAAGCUCGCUCAAUAUAUCGGUAAAAAUAUCACUCAUUUAAUUGAUCGUCCAGACGAUCCCCACUGCUUUCGUUUACAAAAAGAUCGUGUCUACUAUGUCAGUGAAAAGGCUAUGAAACUGGCUACUUCGGUUGCUCGUACGAAUCUUAUGUCCUUGGGUAUCUGUUUUGGAAAGUUUACAAAAUCGAACAAGUUCCGCUUACACAUCACCUCCUUGGAUUAUAUUGCCCAAUACGCUAGAUAUAAAAUCUGGGUCAAGGCUAACGGUGAAAUGCCCUUCCUUUAUGGUAACCACGUUUUGAAGGCUCAUGUCGGUCGUAUUACCGACGACACUCCUCAACACCAAGGUGUCAUCGUUUAUUCUAUGAAUGAUACUCCUUUGGGUUUCGGCGUGACAGCUCGCUCUACUGUGGAAUUGACACGUUUAGAUCCCACCACCAUCGUUGGUUUCCAUCAAGCUGAUGUCGGAGAGUAUUUGCGUGAUGAAGAUACUCUCUUCUAA
Molecule: messenger RNA, 543 nt
Organism: Schizosaccharomyces osmophilus
Lineage: Eukaryota; Fungi; Ascomycota; Schizosaccharomycetes; Schizosaccharomycetales; Schizosaccharomycetaceae
Gene: nip7
Product: RNA-binding ribosome biogenesis protein Nip7
Exons: 3
Coding region: 1-543 (180 amino acids)
Biological process (GO): ribosomal large subunit biogenesis; ribosome assembly
Cellular component (GO): nucleus; preribosome, large subunit precursor; nucleolus
Molecular function (GO): RNA binding
Source: RefSeq, a predicted model, not a curated record